This is a messenger RNA of Harmonia axyridis, 645 nucleotides long. RefSeq lists its product as uncharacterized. Bases 162 to 533 code for a protein of 123 amino acids. The transcript has 2 exons. The record is from RefSeq and is a predicted model, not a curated record. Lineage: Eukaryota; Metazoa; Arthropoda; Insecta; Coleoptera; Coccinellidae.
CUGAUUGGAAAGGUGUAAACAGAAUCUUCAGGUAUUUGAAAGGUACUGUGAAUUUAAGUCUUAAAUUCACCGUUCAAACUGAAUACUUAGAGGCAUUUACCGAUGCAACAUUUAGAGACCAUACCGACUUGUCAUCAACUGAAAGAGCCGAAUACCUAACCAUGAAUAAUGCCUAUCAAGAAUUAAUAAUUCUUGACAAGGUACUUAGAUUUGUGAUAGGAAAACUGAUGUUUCCUACAACAGUCUGGUGUGAUAAAAAUUCCGCUGGAGACUGCACCAAGAAAGAUGGUAGUCCCAAACUAAAAGUAUUUGAUGAUCAUUUAGAGGUAAUAAAUGACGACCUACUACAUAGAGAGAAAUCUGGACUUAGAAGACAUAUGGCUGAAACACAUGGUGAUUUCAUAAAACAAUGUGUUGAAGUAAAGAGAAUCACAGUGAGAUGGAUUCCAACCAAGGAGAAUGUGGAUGACUUAAUGAUAAAACCUUCACCAUCAGACGGUCAUAAGAGAUUAACUCAGAAACUAAUGAUUUAAUACUAACUCAUUGAAUUUUUGUUUUCAGAGUAUUUCUAGGGACUAGAGUAUAAACUAAUUGAGUUCUGUUUAUAGAUUAGACUUGGAGUGGAGAAUGCUGGUUGUAGUUCGA